Epinephelus moara (kelp grouper) is the source of this 789-nucleotide messenger RNA. Its product is annotated as putative nuclease HARBI1. The transcript has a single exon. The record is from RefSeq and is a predicted model, not a curated record. Bases 1 to 789 code for a protein of 262 amino acids. NCBI's taxonomy places the organism in Eukaryota, Metazoa, Chordata, Actinopteri, Perciformes, Serranidae.
AUGGUCCACAAAGUCUCCAAAAAGCUGCUCAAGAUUAAAAAUCAGGUAAUCUGUUUCCCAUCUGUCGCUGAGCUGGAGGACAUAGGAAAUGGAUUUGCUCGUCUUGCAGGGUCCCCUGCGUUCUCCAAGGUAGUGGGCAGUAUCGAUGGUUGCCACAUAAGAGUAAAACCCCCGUCUGUUGAUUCCCAGUGUUACACCAAUCGGAAACUGUUUCCAUCAAUCCAAUUACAGGCUGUCUGUGACCAUCAGGGCAAGUACAUGGACAUUUUCACCGGCUACCCAGGAUCUGUCCAUGACUCAAGGGUAUUGACAAACAGCCCAAUAUACACCAGGCGGCUGUAUCCACCCCAAGGUUUUUAUAUUCUUGGGGACGGUGGGUACCCAUGUCUCUCUGCCCCCAUCACCCUUAUCACUCCCUACAAGGAGCCAGUCCUCCUGGCAACAGCCCAACGGUUCAACCGUCACCACGCCAAGGCAAGGUCCAUCAUCGAGCGCUCGUUUGGCAGCAUGAAAACUCACUGGAGAGCGAUUUUCCUGAAGGCACUGGAGGUAAAACCAACCUUCUCACCAGAUGUCAUCGCCUGUUGCACCAUACUCCACAACAUUUGCCUGUCAAACGGUGACAUUAUGGAGCCGGCAGAGGAGGUCCUCAGACCUGAUGACAAUGUGGAUGAGCCACAUCACCACCUGGAUCAGCAAAGUGGGGAGCACAUCAGGGAACGCUUGGCAGCAGCUGUCUCUGCUCCUGAUGGUCCAGUGGCAGCUCUGGAGGACCACGAUUACUACUGA